Messenger RNA from Nicrophorus vespilloides, 2299 nucleotides. It is a transcript of the gene ich, whose product is annotated as protein sister of odd and bowel. Gene Ontology annotation, cellular component: nucleus. Gene Ontology annotation, molecular function: RNA polymerase II transcription regulatory region sequence-specific DNA binding; DNA-binding transcription factor activity, RNA polymerase II-specific. The record is from RefSeq and is a predicted model, not a curated record. Gene Ontology annotation, biological process: embryonic pattern specification; embryonic hindgut morphogenesis; regulation of transcription by RNA polymerase II. Bases 65 to 1555 code for a protein of 496 amino acids. The transcript has a single exon. Lineage: Eukaryota; Metazoa; Arthropoda; Insecta; Coleoptera; Silphidae.
GUUAAUCUUGAUCCAUUUCGGCAUUAUGAGACAACACUGAUCGGACAGUUCAAGUAAGAAGUUAAUGAAUACAAUGAAAUACCCGAACGUGUCAGGAGGAAACAAUAUGGCGGUCAGUGGCAACGAAUCCCACGUUGAUGAAGUCGACUCCCUGUUCAACUCGACCUGCUGGCAGAAUACCACCAAUGAGUACAUGGACCAUAAAAUCGCCAUGGAUGGAACAAUGAACAAUUUAUCCUCAAAUAAGAUCCUCCUAGGAUCUCCGAUAAACGACAGUGACACGGAGAAUUCAACGAAGGCGACGAUGGACGCGCUGGACAAUCUGCUACUCUCACAUCCCAUCAAUACGAAUUUGGCGGAACUUAAACCUCUACCUCCAUUCGCCGGGUACACCGCCAACUUGAGCAUCAACGGCAUACAAGGCCAUCAUUAUCAUGCGCUCGCGCAACGUAUCCCUGAAGAAAACAAUAAUUCGUACAACAAUUACAACGAACAAAAUAUAGUAUCAAGUUCGACGUGCAACAUCAGUGCUGAUUCGGCCGGUGACAACGGCUCAAAGUCGAUGUACUCGGUGGAUGAAGUUGCAAAACUAGGUUACGCGGACUGUGUUAAUGCAGAUUCAGUUUCGAGUGCGAAGAUGUACGGUGAUUCUGGACAUCAAAAUGCCGAUUCCGGCACCGCCAUCAAAACAGAAAUGUCUGACUACGACAUCAGUUCGAUAGAUGACAUCGCGGCAAUAAUCGGAUCGGCGAUAGCCGACACCACAACAGUGCCCAACAAUCAUCCCGAAGAAGACACUACCGGAUCGAGGGACAGUUGGAUGGAUCUGGACGCCUGGAUCGACGGUGCUUGCGUUGAUCAACAGAAAAACAUGAUCAUUGCACAAGAAGGUCUAUCUGAAUUCGUUAUGCCAAACAAUAACGAGUACAAGUCGCAUGCUCAAGUUCAAUACAAUACCAAAGCACCGACCCAGCAAACUAGCUCCACGCUACAAAAUCUUCUCACCCAUGGUUACAUGCCACUCCUCCAAAAUAGGUUGGAAAAUGGGCCACCUAUCAAGCAAGAAGUUCCCACAUCCACAAAUUACAAUACCGACAUGAUUUCGACGUCUAGUCCACCCUCCAACGUAGUCUCUACAACUGACAAUCUUAUGCUAACGGUGAACGGUCGCUUCCUGCCGCAAUACGGGAUCCACGUGAACGAUGAUGGAAUUCGAAGCCCCGACCUUCUAGGCCAAAACUAUCCGCACACAACGACGACGACCCCCAAUGCUCCCAAAAAGCCCAGGAACCGCGCACAGAAAAAGCAGCAGCAGGCCACAAGUUCGACGGUCUUCCAAACGGAACAGAGCCUGGGCCUUCUGGGAAAAGAGAAACCCGUGCACAGAUGUAACAUCUGUAACCGAGGUUUCCUCAACAAGAGCAACAUAAAAGUGCAUUUACGUACACACACGGGCGAGAAACCUUUCCGCUGUGAUACGUGCGCGAAAGCGUUCAGGCAGAAAGCACACUUGCUAAAACACCAGCAAAUACAUAAACGUAUAGGAAGGGACUAAUAAACAAAACCUUUACAAAACACAAUUCUUAGAUUCAAUCACAAACACAUUUCAAAAAUUAAUGAAAUCGAAUAGAAUGUGCUUGAACUUGAGCAUUUGAAAGUGAUUUUGUUUCAUUUGCUUCCAUAUCGUGCUAUAAAGAAAGGUACCUCAAUAUGUAAUUAUUUUAUUAUUAUUAUUUUUAUAUAUUCAUUCCUAACUGUGGACAAUGUGCAAUUUUUUUCAUAGUGAGCCGGUGCAUAUAUUUAUAUUCACGUACAUAUUUAUGUUAGUUACAUUUUACACAAAAACACACAUAAUUAUACUAAAACAAUAUGAGCAGAACACAAAAAAACGGCGCUAAGUUGAUGAUACUCUUUCUCCGCGGAAUCAAGCUCUCGUGAGUGGAAAUCCAAACGUUCAAAUCACCUCAGUGUUACCAAUUUAAAUUUAAAUCUGACCUACAUCAUAUUUAUUCAUUAUAAUUUGUAUUUUAGUGUAAAUUAGUAUACUUGAUUCUGUUUAAACUUGCCAAUUUUAAUUUAUAGUUUGGAAUCCUCUCAAUGAGAUUUAGAUUUAUACUUAAUUCUCUAUCCAAACUUGACAUAUAAACCCCCACCCCCUACUGCGCAUUGUUUCCGUGAACCUUCCUAAGCCCUCCCACACUCCCUUUUUUACGUGAACUACAUCUAUUAAUCUGUUUUUCAUAAUUUGUAAUUUUGCAAUUAUUCCGCCCUUUAAUUAUUUAUUCGCUUUAUUUAAAUU